GCAGCCGCGCGCCGGGCCCGAGGGGGGUGUGGCGCGGGCGCGCGCGGGUCCCAAGGUUGCCGGAGGCAGCGGGCGGGGAGGAGGGGGAGAGGCGCGUCCCGCGGACGCGGCCAUUGUGCGAGGCGGGGGGGGGGGUCCGCUCGCUGGGCGGGGACCCAGGUGGCUCCUGGGGCUCGGGGCGGCGCGCUGGCCUCCAUGCGGCCCCGGGGCAGGAGCGGCCCCCGCCCGCGCGCCCGGCCACCCGGCUCUCCCUGGGCGCCCCCGCCCGGCGCGGUGGUACGGUCCGGGUUUAAAAGGCCCCGGCGGCCGCGGGCCUGCCCAGUGUGUGGGCGCGGCGGGGGCGCGCACGGGGCGCGGCGGCGGGGACGCGCGAGUGGGGCCGGUGUGGGGCUCGGGGGCGCGUCCACGUGGCUGGCAGGCGGCCACCCGGAGCCAGCGGCAGCGGAGGGACAGGCCUGUGCCCGGGUGCAGCUGCUGGCCAUGCCUGCUGUCUGCUUCCUCCUGCUGGUCCUCCCUGCCUUGGCGGGGGCCGUGGACAACAGCAGGCCCUUCCCGGCCUUCUUGGUGACAGACACUACGCUCACGCACCUGGCCGUGCACCGGGUGACUGGGGAGGUGUUUGUGGGUGCAGUGAACCGCAUCUUCAAGCUGGCCCCCAACCUGACCGAGCUGCGGGCCCACGUCACGGGGCCUGUCGAGGACAAUGCUCGCUGCUACCCACCCCCCAGCAUGCGAGUGUGUGCCCACCGCCUGGCACCUGUAGACAACGUGAACAAGCUGCUGCUCAUAGACUACGCGGCCCGCCGCCUGGUGGCCUGUGGCAGCAUCUGGCAGGGCAUCUGCCAGUUCCUGCGCCUGGACGACCUCUUCAAGCUGGGUGAGCCCCACCACCGCAAGGAGCACUACCUGUCAGGGGCUCAGGAGCCUGACUCCAUGGCCGGCGUCAUUGUGGAGCAGGGGCAGGGGCCCAGCAAGCUGUUCGUGGGCACCGCUGUGGACGGCAAGUCCGAGUACUUCCCCACCCUCAGCUCCCGCAAGCUCAUCAGCGACGAGGACAGUGCCGACAUGUUCAGUCUGGUGUACCAGGACGAGUUUGUCUCCUCGCAAAUCAAGAUCCCCUCAGACACGCUGUCCUUGUACCCCGCCUUUGACAUCUACUACAUCUACGGCUUUGUGAGCGCCUCCUUCGUGUACUUCCUGACGCUGCAGCUGGACACCCAGCAGACGCUGCUGGACACGGCGGGCGAGAAAUUCUUCACGUCCAAGAUCGUGCGCAUGUGCGCCGGGGACUCGGAGUUCUACUCGUAUGUGGAGUUCCCCAUCGGCUGCUCCUGGCGAGGCGUGGAGUACCGCCUGGUGCAGAGUGCCCACCUGGCCAAGCCCGGCCUGCUGCUGGCCCAGGCCCUGGGCGUGCCGCCUGACGAGGACAUCCUCUUCACCGUGUUCUCUCAGGGCCAGAAGAACCGCGCCAGCCCGCCACGGCAGACCAUCCUCUGCCUCUUUACCCUCAGCAACAUCAAUGCCCAUAUUCGGCGCCGCAUCCAGUCCUGCUACCGUGGGGAGGGCACGCUGGCCCUGCCCUGGCUGCUCAACAAGGAGCUGCCCUGCAUCAACACCCCCAUGCAGAUAAAUGGGAACUUCUGCGGGCUGGUGUUGAACCAGCCCCUGGGGGGCCUGCAUGUGAUCGAGGGGCUGCCCCUGCUGGCUGACAGCAGCGACGGCAUGGCCAGUGUGGCCGCCUACACCUACCGCCAGCACUCUGUGGUCUUCGUCGGCACUCGGACUGGCACUCUGAAGAAGGUCCGGGUUGAUGGCUCCCAGUACGCCCAGCUGUACGAGACCGUGCCUGUGGCGGAUGGCAGCCCCAUCCUCCGGGACCUGCUCUUCAGCCCUGACCACCGGCACAUCUACCUCCUGAGUGAGAAGCAGGUGAGCCAGCUCCCGGUGGAGACGUGCGAGCAGUACGUGAGCUGCGCGGCCUGCCUCGGCUCGGGGGACCCCCACUGUGGUUGGUGUGUCCUGCAGCACAGGUGCUGCCGCCAAGGGGCCUGUCCGGGUGCCUCAGCCCCGCACGGCUUUGCCGAGGAACUGAGCAAAUGUGUCCAGGUGCGGGUCCGGCCCAACAAUGUUUCGGUGAGCUCGCCCGCUGUGCAGCUGACGGUGGCCAUGCGCAACGCGCCCGACCUCAGCGCUGGUGUGAGCUGUGCCUUUGAGGAGGUGACGGAGAGCGCGGCCGUCGUGCUGCCCUCCGGGGAGCUGCACUGCCCCUCGCCCUCCCUCCAGGAGCUCCGGGCUCUCACCCGGGGGCAUGGGGCCACGCGCACCGUGCGGCUGCAGCUGCUCUCCAGGGAGACUGGGGUGAAGUUCGCCGGGGUCGACUUCGUCUUGUACAACUGCAGCGCGCUCCAGUCGUGCAUGUCCUGCGUCGGCAGCCCUUACCCCUGCCACUGGUGUAAGUACCGUCACGUGUGUACCGGCCACCCCCACGAGUGCUCCUUCCAGGAGGGCAGGGUCCACAGCCCUGAGGGCUGCCCUGAGAUCCUGCCCGGCGGGGACCUCUUGAUCCCAGUGGGCGUCAUGCAGCCUCUUACCCUGCGGGCCAAGAACCUGCCGCAGCCGCAGUCAGGCCAGAAGAACUACGAGUGCGUGCUCCGGGUGCAGGGGCGCCAGCAGCGGGUGCCGGCCGUGCGCUUCAACAGCAGCAGCGUGCAGUGCCAGAACGCCUCGGUGCGCGCCCCCGGGGCUGCGCGCGGCUGCGCGGGGCUGCGCGGGGCUGCGCGCGGCUGCGCGCGCUCUGGGCUCACGCUCACGCGGCUCCCUCUCUCCCAGUACUCCUAUGAAGGCGACGAGUCCGGCGACACCGAGCUGGACUUCUCGGUGGUCUGGGAUGGGGAUUUCCCCAUCGACAAGCCUGCCACCUUCCGAGCUCUCCUGUAUAAGUGCUGGGCGCAGCGGCCCAGCUGCGGCCUCUGCCUCAAGGCUGACCCUCGCUUCAACUGCGGCUGGUGCGUCUCGGAGCACAGGUGCCAGCUGCGGGCGCACUGCCCAGCCCCCAAGACCAACUGGAUGCACCCGAGCCAGAAGGGCACCCGCUGCAGCCACCCCCGCAUUGCCCAGAUCCACCCGCUCAUGGGGCCCAAGGAGGGAGGCACCCGCGUCACCAUCGUGGGCGAGAACCUGGGCCUCAGCUACCGAGAGGUGGGCCUGCGGGUCGCGGGCGUGCGCUGCAACUCCAUCCCCUCUGAGUACGUCAGCGCCGAGAGGAUCGUGUGUGAGAUGGAGGAGUCGCUGGUGCCCAGCCCGCCGCCAGGGCCUGCGGAGCUCUGUGUGGGCGACUGUUCCGCUGACUUCCGCACGCAGUCCGAGCAGCUCUACAGCUUUGUGACGCCAGCGUUUGACCGCGUGAGUCCCAGUCGGGGCCCGGCGUCCGGGGGCACACGGCUCACCAUCUCCGGGAGCUCGCUGGACGCCGGCAGCAGGGUCACUGUGACUGUGAGGGACGGCGAGUGCCAGUUUGUGAGGAGAGAUGCUGAGGCAAUUGUGUGUAUCUCACCCGUAUCGACCCUGGGCCCCAGCCAGGCCCCCAUCACCCUGGCCAUCGACCGCGCCAACAUCUCCAGUCCUGGAGUCUUCUACACCUACACCCAGGACCCCACUGUCACUCGCCUUGAGCCCACCUGGAGCAUAAUCAAUGGAAGCACUGCCAUCACUGUGAGCGGGACCCACCUACUGACAGUCCAGGAGCCCCGGGUCCGGGCCAAGUACCGAGGCAUCGAGACCACCAAUACGUGCCAGGUGAUCAACGACACCGCCAUGCUAUGUAAGGCCCCCGGCAUCUUCCUGGGACGGCCCCAGCCCCAGGCCCAGGGUGAACACCCCGACGAGUUCGGCUUCGUGCUGGAUCAUGUGCAGACGGCCCGCUCCCUCAACCGGUCCUCCUUUACCUACUACCCUGACCCCAGCUUUGAGCCACUUGGGCCCUCUGGUGUGCUGGAUGUCAAACCUGGCUCCCACGUGGUGCUGAAGGGCAAGAAUCUGAUCCCCGCAGCGGCUGGCAGCUCCCGCCUCAACUACACGGUGCUGAUCGGGGGCCAGCCAUGCGCCCUCACGGUCUCCGACACGCAGCUGCUGUGUGACUCGCCCAGCCAGACGGGCCGGCAGCCUGUCAUGGUGCUGGUGGGCGGCCUGGAGUUCUGGCUGGGUACCCUGCACAUCACGGCUGAGCGGGCGCUGACCCUGCCGGCCGUGGUGGGCCUGGCGGCAGGCGGUGGCCUCUUACUGCUGGCCAUCACCGCCGUGCUGGUGGCCUAUAAGCGCAAGACCCAGGAUGCCGACCGCACGCUCAAGCGGCUUCAGCUGCAGAUGGACAACUUGGAGUCCCGCGUGGCUCUGGAAUGCAAGGAAGCCUUUGCUGAGCUGCAGACAGACAUCAAUGAGCUGACCAAUCACAUGGAUGGCGUGCAGAUCCCGUUCCUGGACUACCGGACCUACGCCGUGCGCGUGCUCUUCCCGGGCAUUGAGGCCCAUCCGGUGCUCAAGGAGCUGGAUACCCCCCCCAACGUCGAAAAGGCCCUGCGCCUCUUUGGGCAGCUGCUGCACAGCCGUGCCUUCGUGCUCACCUUCAUCCACACGCUGGAGGCCCAGAGUAGCUUCUCCAUGCGAGACCGUGGCACCGUGGCCUCGCUCACCAUGGUGGUCCUGCAGAGCCGCCUCGAUUACGCCACGGGGUUGCUCAAGCAACUGCUGGCAGACCUCAUAGAGAAAAACCUGGAGAGCAAGAACCACCCGAAGCUGCUGCUGCGCAGGACCGAGUCGGUGGCUGAGAAGAUGCUUACCAACUGGUUCACGUUCCUGCUGCACAAGUUUCUAAAGGAGUGUGCCGGGGAGCCGCUUUUCUUGCUCUACUGCGCCAUCAAGCAGCAGAUGGAGAAGGGCCCCAUUGACGCCAUCACGGGCGAGGCACGCUACUCCCUGAGUGAGGACAAGCUCAUUCGGCAGCAGAUUGACUAUAAGACGCUGACCCUGCACUGUGUGUUCCCGGAGAGCGAGGGCAGCGCUCAGGUCCCAGUGAAGGUUCUCAACUGUGACAGCAUCACCCAAGCCAAAGAUAAGCUGCUGGAUGCUGUGUACAAGGGCAUCCCAUACUCCCAGCGCCCCAAAGCUGAGGACAUGGACCUAGAAUGGCGUCAGGGCCGCAUGGCCCGCAUCAUCCUCCAGGAUGAAGAUGUCACCACCAAGAUCGAGUGUGACUGGAAGAGGGUCAACUCACUGGCCCACUACCAGGUGACAGAUGGUUCCUUGGUGGCGCUGGUGCCCAAACAAGUGUCCGCCUACAACAUGGCCAACUCCUUCACCUUCACUCGCUCCCUCAGCCGCUACGAGAGCUUGCUGCGCACGGCCAGUAGCCCCGACAGCCUCCGUUCUCGGGCACCCAUGAUCACGCCCGACCAGGAAACUGGCACCAAGCUGUGGCACCUGGUGAAGAACCACGACCACGCCGACCACCGUGAGGGGGACCGUGGCAGCAAGAUGGUCUCAGAGAUCUACCUGACGCGACUGCUGGCCACCAAGGGCACGCUGCAGAAGUUCGUGGACGACCUCUUUGAGACUGUGUUCAGCACGGCCCACCGGGGAUCAGCCCUGCCCCUGGCCAUCAAGUACAUGUUCGACUUCCUGGACGAACAGGCCGACCAGCGCCAGAUCAGUGACCCUGACGUACGCCACACCUGGAAGAGCAACUGUCUGCCCCUGCGCUUCUGGGUGAACGUGAUCAAGAACCCACAGUUCGUGUUCGACAUUCACAAGAGCAGCAUCACGGACGCCUGCCUGUCAGUGGUGGCCCAGACUUUCAUGGACUCCUGCUCCACGUCUGAGCAUCGCCUGGGCAAGGACUCGCCGUCCAACAAGCUGCUCUAUGCCAAGGACAUCCCCAACUACAAGAGCUGGGUGGAGAGGUACUACCGGGACAUUGCAAAGAUGGCGUCCAUUAGCGACCAGGACAUGGAUGCCUACCUGGUAGAGCAGUCCCGUCUCCAUGCCAGUGACUUCAACAUCUUAAGCGCGCUCAGUGAGCUCUACUUCUACGUCACCAAGUACCGCCAGGAGGUUCUCAGCGCUCUGGAGCGAGAUGCCUCUUGUCGGAAGCAUAAGUUGCGACAGAAACUGGAACAGAUCAUCAGCCUCGUGUCCAGCAACCCCUAAGGGUGGCGGAACCGGUGAGGAGGAGGGGGCGUCUCAGUCCUGAGCUGUCCUCUGGGCUGAGCCCCGGAUCCGGGGGGCAGGGGGGCGGGGGCCGGGGGGGUCACCGGGCCGAUAUGCCCCCCGGCACACCUGGGCCCCAUUCAUUAGUGCCUUCCUCUGGGCCCUGCGUGGGGGCAGGGGUGACAGGACCAAGCCCCUGACCCCGGCAGCAGCAAUACCCCUGCCCUCCUGCCCUCCCUCCCGCCCCCCUGCCCUCCUACCCCCUGCCCCCCUGCCCUCCUUGCUAUUUAUACCCCCAAGCACCUAUUUAUUUAAUUUAUCUCCACCUCGCCAUCUCCAUCCGUAACUGUGUGUCCCUUCUCCGGGAUGCUGUCGACCUCGCGCACCUUCUCUCCUUGAGUCGUCCUGGCUCCUCUGUGACACCCGCAGCCUUGGCCUAGCCUCUGGCACCUCCCCCUCGCCCCGCUCCCCCCCCCCCCCCCCGCCAUGGCUGGCCCCGCCCCUCCCGAGCAGGGGUGUUGGCACCCAGCACUCGGGGGUGCGGGUGAGUGGAGGGAGGGCGACGCCCCCGAAGCCGCCCUCGGGCUGUGGCUGUGCCCAGGGGUCUCCCCGCAGCUGGGCCACGGCAUCCCCUCCGACCGUCUCGGGAGUCGGACUGUAUACCUUCUCCCAGGGCCCUGGCCUGAGCAUCUGGACGCCUAUAGCCAGGCUUGGGCCGGGGCCUGAGCUGGGCCUGGGGACUCUGGAACUCUCCUUCUCCCGGCCCUACUGCCAAACUUCCUCAGUGUUGUCUGCACUUGGCCCCGGACCCCUCGCCCCUCAGCUGCCCUGCCCUGCGCCUGCCCCGAGUGGCCUGGCCGAGGCGGCCGUGCCUUACUCCUUGGUUCUUCUUCUUCCUCCUCUGAGGGAUCUGGCCCCGUCUCGGGGUCCCGAAAACCCAGUUCUCUCCCCCUUUUGGGCAUGAGCUUUUUGUUGUUGUUGCUGUUGUUGAUGUCAUCUUUUUUCCUCAUUAAACGUUGGGAAAGCGG
Mirounga angustirostris (Northern elephant seal) is the source of this 7229-nucleotide messenger RNA. RefSeq names its product plexin A3 (gene PLXNA3). The transcript is spliced from 32 exons. Gene Ontology annotation, cellular component: semaphorin receptor complex; plasma membrane. NCBI's taxonomy places the organism in Eukaryota, Metazoa, Chordata, Mammalia, Carnivora, Phocidae. Gene Ontology annotation, molecular function: protein binding; semaphorin receptor activity. The coding region runs from base 196 to 6201 and encodes 2001 amino acids. The record is from RefSeq and is a predicted model, not a curated record. Gene Ontology annotation, biological process: semaphorin-plexin signaling pathway involved in axon guidance; positive regulation of axonogenesis; regulation of GTPase activity.